This is a messenger RNA of Annulohypoxylon truncatum, 1641 nucleotides long. RefSeq names its product alanine--glyoxylate aminotransferase. The transcript has 4 exons. Lineage: Eukaryota; Fungi; Ascomycota; Sordariomycetes; Xylariales; Hypoxylaceae. Gene Ontology annotation, molecular function: L-serine:pyruvate transaminase activity; L-alanine:glyoxylate transaminase activity. The record is from RefSeq and is a predicted model, not a curated record. Gene Ontology annotation, cellular component: peroxisome. The coding region runs from base 269 to 1597 and encodes 442 amino acids.
ACACUUUAUUUCCUAUCUCUUCAAGUUCUUAUCCGUUGAGGAAUGAAUGGGAGUUUCCCUUUUUGCUAAAUCUAGAUCUUAAGUGGUGGAUAUUACUUGAAUUAGACUAUUCAGGGGUAAGAGUCCCUUCAAUUCCCUUAGUCGAAGGUUAUAGGUUACACGACUCAAACUCUUCAAAAGUUACCCUCCAUUACGACUCCCGUAGAAGUCUUAAAAGCUGGCUUACUCAACUUUUGUACGGAAGGCUGCCGGAGCGGUGGUCGGCGAUAUGCCCCACCGUCUUCUCCAAACAUCGUCCAGCUCCAACCCCGCAGCCCGAGUUUCUAUUAUAUCACGACACCUUUCAGGCGGCGCCCAAUCUCCCGCCAACUCAAGCUUUUCAAGCAAUAUCUCCAUCUCUUCGACCCAGACUCGUGACUUUUCUUCGUCGCCUACCAAGAUGUCGUCUCAACCAGAACACCCGACUUUGCUCAUCCCGGGCCCCAUUGAGUUUGACGAUGCUGUCUUACAGUCCAUGAGCCAUUACAGCGAGUCUCAUGUCGGUCCAGGCUUUGUUGCUACCUUUGGCGAGGCCUUGUCCAUGCUUCGCAAACUCUUCCAAACUACCUCGCCCUCUUCGCAACCAUUCGUCAUCUCGGGAUCGGGAACGCUUGGGUGGGAUCUAGUAGCGGCAAAUCUGGUCGAAGCUGGCGAAGACGUCUUAGUUCUAAGCUCCGGUUAUUUUAGCGACGGUUUCGCCGACUGCCUCAAGGUCUACGGUGCCAAUGUCGAUCUCCUUAAGGCCCCCGUUGGUAGCCGGCCGCAGUUACCCGAAAUCGAGAAGGCAUUGAAGAGCAAGAAGUACAAGGCAGUCACAGUUACACACGUAGACACGUCUACGGGUGUGCUCAGCGAGCUCCAGAAACUUUCCGAGACAGUUCAAAGUGCUUCGCCUGACACGUUGCUGAUUGUGGACGGUGUUUGCAGUGUAGCUAGCGAGGAGAUCGAUUUCGAUGCGUGGAAACUUGACGGUGUAAUAACAGCCAGCCAAAAAGCUAUCGGUUGCCCUGCUGGCUUGUCAAUAUCGAUGUUCAGCGGCAAGGCAAUGGACGCCUUCAAGGCGAGGAAGAGUCCGCCAUCAUCCUACUUCGCCUCCAUGAAGAACUGGACACCUAUCAUGCAGAAUUACGAAGCGAAGAAGCCCUCAUACUUUGCGACUCCGUCUCCACAACUUAUCCAUGCCCUCCACACAGCGCUAAGUCAGAUUCUUACCAAGCCCCUCUCCGAGAGAUUUGCUAGGCACAGGGAGGUGUCAGACAAGAUCAAGAAAGCCGUGGCAGACCUGGGGUUGAAACAAGUUGCUGCCAACCCAGACGAUCAGGCCCAUGGAAUGACGGCCAUAUACCUGCCCGAAACUGUCAAGGCCACUGAUAUACUCCCAAAGCUUGCGAAGAGCGGCGUCAUCUUUGCUGGCGGCAUCCACAAGGAAAUCGCGCCUAAAUACAUUCGCUUCGGACACAUGGGUAUCAGUGUGACUGACCCUGCGAGAGGUGAUGUUGACAAGGCAAUAAACGCGCUGACGAGUGGGUUGUCUGACUGCGGAUAUCAGAAAGCAUAAGCCUGGAAUAUACUCAAGGUAGUUAAGGCAUGCUUGAGACGCUC